AUGGAAGAAGAGCCCCCUAGAGUGGAUGCAUCCCAACCUGAGACCAGCAGUGUGACGGGUAGCACCCACACGGUCCCAGAGCCCGGGCCCGAGAAUGCGGAGCUCUUCAUCCCGAGCUUCAGCCCAUCAUCCACCCCGGCCUCCCUAACCCCCACCGGCACUCUGGCCCGGUUGGGUCUGAAGAGUUCCGGCCCCACAUCUCCCUCUGCCGCCGCCCCAGGGAGUCCAGCAGACCGUGGUCAGGUGAGCGCCAUUACCGUGGUUGCUCUGCUGGACAAGCUGGUGAACAUGAUGGAGGCAGUGCAAGACAACCAGCAACGUAUGGAGCAGAAGCAGGCUGACCUGGAGAGCGCCAUUCGGGUGGUGCAGGGCGAUGUAAGUCGCCUAUCCAAGACACAUGUGGGCACCUCCAACAGCGUUUGCAAGCUGCUAGAGCGCUCACGUAAAGUCAGCGGCCACCUGAAAGAGGUGCGGGAGCGCUUGGAUAAGCAGGCGGUGCAGGUGAAGAAGCUUGAGGCCAACCACAGCCAUCUACUCAAGAGAAACCACUUCAAAGUUCUUAUCUUCCAGGAGGACAAUGAGAUACCAUCCAGUGUGCUGGUCAAGGAUUCAGUCAGGACCCCACAACCAAGCCAGUAUGACGCAGAGUCCACUCAGCCGAACAUGUCCAUUGCCAGCUCUGUCGAUGGUCUCCAGACCAUAAGCCUUUCCUCGGAUGAGGAUCUCUCAGUUGGCAGAGCGGAGGGAGAAGUACUGGAGGCUGCUGAAGGUAGCUCCCACAUGUUUGAGCGAAGGUCUGACAAGUUCAAGCGCUCUAGUUUGAAGAAGGUCGACAGCCUCAAGAAGGCCUUCUCGCGCCAGAGCAUCGAGAAGAAGAUGGCGCAGAUCACCACCAAGAUUGUGCCACCGGAGAAGCGUGAAAAGAUCAUAAAGACCCUCAGUCCGACUCACCCCAAGAGCCCUUCGGCUAAGAGCUCCACGUUCAAAGUACCGCCCAUGACGUUCAACAUCAAGAAAGUCAGAGACGGAGAUGUUCCUUCGCAAGAACUUGCCUUGGGAGAAGGGGCACACGUGGAGAUCUCGCCACUGGAAUGCUCACCUGGAGAUGCGGCCCUGGGUGAGGCAGUUGUCCAAAAGAGUCAACAAAUGCUGAGUCAGCCCAAUGGUGAAGGCAUAAAAGAGGAGCUGGCGGUCAACGGAGAUCCGCCGAGCAUCCAGUGUGAAAUAAACGGCGACCGUUCAGCCGGUCUUGCAGUCCCUGAGCAUGAUGACGACGUCGGCGAGGAUAAGGAUGAGGAGGAAGAUGAAGAAGCAGAGGCGGCCCACAAAAAUGACGAGAAGCAGUCUCUCACAGCAGCUACAGAAACAGUUGCUGUAAAUCAAAUCUCCUAA
Nerophis lumbriciformis (worm pipefish) is the source of this 1392-nucleotide messenger RNA. NCBI's taxonomy places the organism in Eukaryota, Metazoa, Chordata, Actinopteri, Syngnathiformes, Syngnathidae. The record is from RefSeq and is a predicted model, not a curated record.